AAGAGCGCAUGCGCGCACCUGCUCGUUCUGAAUUGACUGUGAGGGCGCGGGCCCUGCUUGAUUUAUGUAGAAGACGGGUUCGCUUAAAUGCUUGUUUUUACACGACUUUCUUCUCCCUCUUCCUGUUUGUUUUGUUUUUUUUCCUUCGUUCCGGAGUUUGUAAAGUUUUAAUAAAGAAUCUCUUCAGAAGAAAGCCCAGGCAAUGUACUUGCACGCAUUCUUGAGAAGACUUGUUCUUCUGCUGGUCUGUGCAUUGGCUUGGUACCUGGGACAACUGGUUGCAAAUGUUUUGCCCCCAGAGGCCAUGUCAUUAGCAGCCAGUAGCAUUCAUAGUAUUUUGGAGCAACCUAUGUUGAGAGCACCAUCUCCUAAACGACAGAAGUGCGAUCAUUGGACACCUUGCCCUCCAGAACAUUUUGCCUAUCGGAUACUAAGUGGUGCAAAUACAAUGAAGCAUCCCAAAAUCUGUUUUGAAGAUGAACUCCUAAUGGGGGAGGAGAAAGGUAACACAGGAAGAGGAAUGAAUGUUGCAAUAGUGAAUGCAAUAUCUGGGAAAUUGCUUAAUGCAAAAAGUUUUGACAUGUGGGAAGGAGAUUUUGCUGUAACAAUGCUUCAGUUUAUGAAGGAUAUCCCCGAAAAUUCUAUUGUCUUGAUGGCAACCCAUGAUGAAGGAAGUACCAGGCUAUCCAGUGAUAUUAAGACAGAGAUUACCAAUCUUGGGAGUAAGGAGAUUCAGAAGAUUGCUUUUCGAUCAAGUUGGGUGUUUAUAGGAGCAAAAGGAUUUGUGCUUCCUUCUAACAUCAGAUCCGAACAGAUAAAUCAUUCUGACCAACAUAAAAACAGGUAUAAUGGCUGGCCAGCAGAAGUCCAAAUAGAAGGCUGCAUUCCAAGGGCAUAUCAGUGAAGUUACUAUUGUGGCAAUUCUGAUUCAGCAAAGUUAGAAAAACACUAUUAAUAUUCCAGAUGCUACAUGAAUUUGUCUUUACUAAGGGUGAAACUGCACUGCCAUGCUGCCUUUGGCCCUCACCAAACUCAGGAAUUAAUGUUUAAUUUUAAAUGUGUAUCUGUUAUAUGGAGCAGACCUUGAAAAUGUUCAGAAGUAAAUGAAGACGUACAAUAUAUUGUUACUGUUCUGAUCUUAAAUCAUCUGACUUUAAACAAUGUUUUGGUGUUUAUAUACAAUACAGUGAUUCCAAGAUGCUGUUGAACAUAAGUGUCUAAAAUAAUUAACAGAUACAUUUGUGGGUACUGUUCACACAACAUAAGAUUAACAAUCUGUAUUUGCAUUUCAAAAAAUUCAGCCAUUGUCAAUUAAAAAAAUAUUACCUCACUAAUUCCUACAUAUUUGUUUUUCUUUGAUGUCAAAGUAAAAAUGAGAUACAACAUUUUGCUCAAAAUAUUUGAUUUGUGCAAAGUGUCCAAGGCUGUCGUGGAUAUAUCUGGGUCAACAAGUAAAUUAGUACCUCAAUAAUAGUCAUUGGCAGAUGAAAUGCCAAAACUGAAACCAUUCAGCUAAACCCAGCUGUGGAUUAUAUACUUCAUAUACAGUGCCUUGAAAACAUAUUCAGCCCCGUCACCUUUUUCCACAUAAAUGAUUUCUAAAAUCCUUGGAUUUUUGAUUAAUUUGAUUUUUUUUUUCACAAUGCUGUCAAAAAAAAGAGAGAACUGUAAGCAUUAAAAAUUGAAUUUCAAAAACUGAAUUGAAAACAGUUUGUAAGAAUGCAUCACUUUGUUCAGUUAUUGGUUGUACCACAGCUCACACUUACAACAGUUAGAAGUCUUUUUGGACAAGUCUGUAUUACGUUUGCACAUGAUAUAGGAAGAUUUGGCCCAUUUCAACCUUGCAAAAUUACUCAAUCUGUGUCAUGUAAGUUGGGGAGUGGAGAUGGACAGCAAUGUUUAUAUUGAAAAACAAAGUUCCUCUCCAGUUUACAUUUUUUUGGCAGAGGAGAGCAGGUCUUCUUUCAGGAUUUGUCUGUAUUCUGUAGCAUUUUCUCCCCAUCAUUCCUCACCAGAGUGCAACUCCCUGCUGCUGCUGAAAAGUGUCUCUACAACAUGAUUCACAUCAGCUGGCCGAUGUGUAGUGUAGUGUGUAUGCGACUUCUAAAACCAGUUGUUUGCUCCAGUGAUGAUUUAGAUGUCAUAUUACACAAUCAGUUGUUUUGUAUUUUAGAUUUGUAAUUAAUGUAAACCACUUUCCCUUUUCACAUUCACUUCAUUAAAGAGUAUUUUUUUGUUGCUCACUACCAAAAUAAACAAAAAAAUAAAUCCACCGUGAUUCAAUGUUCUUUAACAGAGUUUUUCAACCCAAUGGGCCGUGGAAAUAAUAGUGUGGCUCACCUGGGUCUGAACCUGAGAGGGACAAGCUCCUUGGGUGGUGUUGACAUGAAUGUAAAUAUACUCUCAUUUGUAGACUUUGUAUAAAUAUAUGUAAAUGACGUUUUGGUGGUGACCAAAGGGUGGCAGUAGUGAGCUAAGUUUGUUAAUAAAGUUUUUCAGUUUUUUGUAUGCCUGAGA
Messenger RNA from Polypterus senegalus (gray bichir), 2517 nucleotides. Its product is annotated as protein FAM3B-like. NCBI's taxonomy places the organism in Eukaryota, Metazoa, Chordata, Cladistia, Polypteriformes, Polypteridae. The coding region runs from base 203 to 904 and encodes 233 amino acids. The transcript has 8 exons. The record is from RefSeq and is a predicted model, not a curated record.